GGAGCGCCGGUAGAUGGCAGUCGUGUCCCUUCUGCACUAAACAGGAAGAAGCAGCGCAUCAAACACUCAUACUCAGUACACAGGCUAUACACAAUCACACACGCACAUGUGUGCGUCAAACAGGCUCUACAUACCUCGUCAUAUAAUCUAUUGCUUUCAGGGUUAUUGCACUCGACCAAUCAUUGGUAAGAGUUAAAAAGAUUAUUGGACCAUUGACUUUUACGCAUCCGAGAAGACGCCAGUGAGGACAGUGAGAAGAGUGAGACUUUGGGCUGAGGGCAACAUCAAUACGUUUUAUAAGAUUUUUGGUGUCACCAGAGGAGCGCGCUGAGCCGAUACCCACGGAGAGCCGCGCGUCAUUGGUUAUCACGCUAGAUACUUCACACUAGAACUUAAUUCACGACAAGAUCUCGACGUAUUCGACGAUCCUUAUCUCUUUAGAUGUUCCUGCUCGCGGAGUGACUCACUUGUGGCUUUUUCGGCUGUCGCGCGCUGCGCAAUUCCACGGCUUGGCGCGGAGCGCAGCAUCAUUCUCGUGGAUUUUCGUCGCGUCACUGGAUUGCUUUUUGCCGGAGUUGAGUUGAACUCCAUUGAGUAUCUGCUGGGAUGUAGCUUUUGAAGAAUAUCUCUUUUAUAACACGUUUAUACGCAUUUGAAAAGGAACUACGACUGUGGUUAGUAUAUUUAUCUGCCAUUUAAUAAAAGAAAAAAAAAGAAAAAGAAAAAAAGAUUUGUCUCACAUUUGGCGCAUUUCCAUCCACAUUCCUGAAAACAGAAAAAAAAGAACCUUGGAUGAUUUUGUCCUUUUUUUCCCCUUUCCAAAUGAUUCUGGUGGUCUUGGAUAGGAUGUGAUAUACGAAUAUUUGCCUUUGCCAACGCACGAGGCUCACCUCUCAAGGCAUUCCGUGGGACAUAAUCACAUUUCAAGGAAAUAAGCAUCUUGAAAUCCGCACUGGGCUGUGAGUAGAAAUCCAAUCAGAUCGGGUGCGUAAAGGAGGAAGAAAAGUUCCGUUUUAAACCAUGCCUGAGGAAUAAGGACAUCACCGGUCUGCAUUUAUGGUCUGCUGAAGAUUGGGAUGUAGAAGAAGAUGCAGGGAAUGAUCCAUCUCAGGGAUAAAACCCAUCUAGAUGCGUAUUGGCUGAAUGUGAAACCCCAAUUAUUUGUUGUUAAACGCCAAUAAUAAAUGGCAAAACCAGGAAGACGUCGAAUUAAUUGAUUUAUCAGCAGGAAAAAGACUUGGUACACCGGGUUUUGAUGAUGCGGGGCAAGAAAGCAUCGAGAUAUCUGCUCUAGGGGCACUCGUCCAUAUGAUGGCACUGACAGGAAGACCGAAUGGAUAUACAGGAGCAAAUUUCUUCUCAUAGAAGCUUGUGAAUGCAAAACUGCUCUUGGAUAGCUUGGAUAGCCCAAAGUAAACGCUGAAGAACAUUUUAUUGGCAUCGCGCUUCACUGCUUGAGAAUUGCAGAUGGAUUUUCGUGCUUUGGAAGCGAACGGAACGGUGAUUUUGCCUCCAAUUUGAACCUCACAGAUUGAGAAAGGCGAAGCCAGCUAGCGAGACCGAGAAUGAAGAUGUCCAGAAACUGCUGGCACUGUGGAAGACUUGGCAGUUUGGCCUAAUAAAACCCUUCUCAAAGAGUGGAGAACCUGUCAGCGAAUUAUGAAUGAUAAACAAGAUGACCUCCUCCCUGAUGCAGCAGACGAUGAGAGGUCCUAGGUGGAAUCGGGCCCUGUCCGACCCAUUGUUCGUGCUGUCGCUGGCCCUGCAGCUUCUGGUGGUGGCUGGCCUGGUGCGAGCACAGACAUGCCCCUCUGUCUGCUCUUGUAGCAACCAGUUCAGCAAGGUAAUUUGUACACGACGUGGCCUUCGAGAUGUACCCGAUGGUAUUUCCACCAACACAAGGUACCUGAACCUUCAGGAGAACCUCAUCCAGGUGAUCAAGGUUGACAGCUUCAAACAUCUAAGGCACUUGGAGAUCCUGCAGCUCAGCAAGAACCACAUCCGCAACAUUGAAAUCGGUGCUUUCAAUGGGCUGGCCAACCUCAACACUCUAGAACUCUUCGAAAAUCGUCUAACCACAAUCCCCAAUGGGGCAUUCGAGUACCUGUCCAAACUUAAAGAGCUUUGGUUGAGGAAUAACCCUAUUGAGAGUAUACCCUCAUAUGCCUUCAACCGUGUACCAUCUCUGCGAAGGCUGGACUUGGGUGAGCUGAAAAGGCUCUCGUAUAUCUCAGAAGGUGCCUUUGAAGGCCUCAGCAACCUGCGGUACCUGAACCUGGGCAUGUGCAACUUGAAGGAGAUCCCCAACCUCAUUCCACUUGUUCGUUUGGAUGAGUUGGAGAUGUCAGGAAACCAGCUGUCUAUAGUUAGGCCAGGGUCUUUCAAAGGCCUCGUCCACUUACAAAAACUGUGGAUGAUGCAUGCGCAGAUCCAGACGAUUGAAAGAAAUGCCUUCGAUGAUCUUCAGUCCCUUGUGGAGCUCAAUUUGGCCCACAAUAACCUUACCCUUCUGCCCCAUGACCUCUUCACCCCACUACACCACUUGGAGAGGGUGCACUUGCAUCACAACCCCUGGAACUGCAACUGUGACAUCCUCUGGCUCAGUUGGUGGCUAAAGGAAAUGGUACCGGCCAAUACCAGUUGCUGUGCCCGCUGUGCAUCACCUACCAGCCACAAAGGGCGCUACAUUGGCGAACUCGACCAGAACUAUUUCAAUUGUUAUGCACCAGUGAUCGUGGAGCCACCAGCAGACCUGAACGUGACUGAGGGCAUGGCAGCAGAACUCAAAUGUAGAGCAAAUUCUUUGACCUCAGUCAGCUGGAUCACACCUAAUGGGUCCAUCAUGACGCACGGGGCGUACAAGGUACGCAUAUCCGUGCUCAAUGAUGGGACUUUAAACUUUACCAAUGUCACAAUGCAGGACAUGGGAACCUACACUUGUAUGGUGAGCAACUCUGCAGGCAACACGACAGCCUCAGCUACACUCAACGUGUCCUCAACAGAGAACAGCGGCUUCAGUUACUUCACUACAGUUACCGUGGAGACCACAGAAGCGGCACAUGUUGAGGGCCACCCUACGGUACAACCGAAGGGUGGCCCUACUUCUUCUUCUGGAAUAUGGGAUACUUUACUACCUUCCUUCACCACCACCACCACAACAGCACGGACACCACUGUCCACCAAGGCUACCGACAAGACCUACACAAUCCCUGUCACAGCCCUGAUUGACGGCUCACUCAACACCUUGGAUGAGGUCAUGAAGACUACAAAGAUCAUCAUAGGUUGCUUUGUGGCAAUCACCCUGAUGGCGGCUGUCAUGCUGAUCAUAUUUUAUAAAAUGCGCAAACAGCAUCACCAGCAGAACCACCAUGCACCGGCACGAACCAUCGAGAUUAUCAACGUGGAUGAGGAUUGUGUAACGGGUGGACCUACAAUGGAGGGCCACCUCACCCUUGCCCCACUGGAGCAUGAGCACCUGAAUCAUUACAACGCCUACAAGACUGCGUACAGCCAUGCCUCCACCAUCAAUUCUAUACACAGCUCUGCCCACGAACCUUUACUAAUUCGGGCUAGCUCAAAAGACAAUGUACAAGAAACCCAGAUCUGAACUGCUUUUCAUAAUGGGGAUUAAACAAAGAAAAAAAAAAAGACUUCUAAAACUCUUAAGGAACAGUAAGUGACAUAUCGAUUUUGAAGAUUGUCAAAAACAAAGACACAGUAGCCCCAUGCAAGACGUAUGAGAAGGAUGUGGACAGGUAGAAAAGGACAUUGGGAGUUGAGUGUACGUCAACCGUUUCAAAAGUGUCUUUACAUAACAGAAGUUAUUUAUUUAAGAAAAAUAACUAUUGUGGUUUAAUCAAGAAAAUAUGUAAUCUGCAAUUAUAUUUUUUUCCAGCUAUUAUUUCUCCAUGUUUUUAAUGUUAUUUUAAGGGUUGUUGGUUUACUAAUAUGCUUUUAAACUCUGUUUAAAUCUGUAACUCUGUUUAAAUCUGUUGCUCUGUAUGUGAGGACCCAAGUCAUUUUCAGAUGAAACUUUCAAUCUUUCUGAAAUCUCAAGAUUCCCAUUCAAUGGUGAUACUUUUAAAAUCUUAGGUUACAGAUUGUCAUAUUAGAAAACUUCCACACAAUAAUUGUUUAAAUUGACCAUGUUAAUUCAAAAACAAUUAAUUUCUUGACUCUCCUCCAUUACUGGUAUUAGGCAAUAUAACAUUAUUUAGUCCUUGCUGAAAAUGAGGAUUGUAAAUCAUAUCAGGCCAGUUUGCUGGCCUCCCAGCCUGGUCAGGUCCAUCUGUUGGCUGAUUUUAGAGUGGUGUUGAGUACUUUA
Carassius carassius (crucian carp) is the source of this 4324-nucleotide messenger RNA. Its product is annotated as leucine-rich repeat-containing protein 4C-like. The record is from RefSeq and is a predicted model, not a curated record. Bases 1664 to 3607 code for a protein of 647 amino acids. Lineage: Eukaryota; Metazoa; Chordata; Actinopteri; Cypriniformes; Cyprinidae. The transcript is spliced from 3 exons. Gene Ontology annotation, biological process: synaptic membrane adhesion; modulation of chemical synaptic transmission; regulation of axonogenesis. Gene Ontology annotation, cellular component: postsynaptic density membrane; glutamatergic synapse; plasma membrane. Gene Ontology annotation, molecular function: cell-cell adhesion mediator activity.